CUUGUUUUCUCAGUUGAAUGAGGAGAGAGGAGGAGGAGGGGAAGUUUUUCAGGAGUCGAAAAAGUGACUUUAAGACUUGAAAAUCUGCAAUUUAAUCGAUCAAUCGGUUCGUUUUCUGCCUCAGGUGCAUAACUAAGGAACUUUUGGAGCAGUUUUGACCCCUUUGAGGAGUGAAAAGACGCAGAAAGCAACGCACACAGAUUUGUGCUGACUCAUCCUCAUCGACCAACCCCCUGCCACCAUUUUGACUUCUUAUAUCUAUCAACAUAUUGAGUUUUAAUCAGUAAUGUCUGACUUUUCACCCGUUUCGUUGGAUUAUUGAACCAAUAGAAGUCAACACCUGAUAGAGGAAUAUUUGUGAAACUCAAGCUUUUUAUUUUCAAGUUAAGCUGAUUUUUAUUGGUCAGCUGACUCAUUCCAAAGCCUGUGAUUGGUCGUGACACAAGAGAAGUUCUUCCUUAUUGGUCGAUGAGGAAUUAAAGUGCAAACUGACUUUUGACCAGUUUUUCGUUGAAUUAUUGAACCCGGAGAAGUCCACACUUGAUAGAGGAAGCCUUUGUCGUCUCGUUGAACUGAUUUCAAUUGGUCAGCUGACUCAUUCCAAAGCCUGUGAUUGGUCGUCAUACAACAGAAGUUCUUCCUUAUUGGUCAAAGAGGAACUAAAGUAGAAAGUGUAUUUUCGUUGGAUUAGUGAAGGGAUUUUGUUAAGCCUUUUUCGUGUAGUUGAACUGAGUUCAAUUAAUCAGCUGACUAAUUCCAAAGCCUGUGAUUGGACGUUGAAUAAAAUAACGUCUUCCUUAUUGGUUGAAGAGGUAUUCAAGUAAAAAAAUGGCGGCUUCAGAGCUGAUCCAGGACAGCGACGACAUCCGGCCCCACUUGGAGGUCAACGUCACCACAACGGAUCCGGAAACGCCUCCUCCAAUUAUCGCCAACGGAAACCCCGUCUGUCACGCUUCCUCACCGACGCCGACGCCAUCGCCGCCCGCCAACGGGAAAAAGACGGCGCAGGAAGGCAACAACAUGCUGAGCAGCAUUUUGAAACAGAACCAGCUGAUCCAGUCUCUGAGCAGCCGGCUGCAGCGCCGAUGUGACUACGUGAAGAUCGCGGUGUCGGAGGAACGCGCCGACCACCUCCCCGCCGAGUGGUGGAAGACGGGCGUGGCCUUCCUCUACUCCGUCUUCAUCCUCUUCUUCACCACCGUCAUCAUCACCGUGAUCCACGAGCGAGUGCCCGACAAAUCGGUGAGCCCGCCGCUGCCCGACAAGUUCUUCGACUACGUGGACCGCGUGCCGUGGGCGUUCACCGUCACCGAGGUCAACGGACUGAUCCUCUGCGGACUGUGGCUGGUGCAGCUUUUCUUCCUCAAACACAAAGCUAUAAUCGUCCGUCGCUGUUUCUUCAUGAUCGGGACCCUGUACCUGUACCGCUGCAUCACCAUGUACAUCACCACUCUACCGGUGCCGGGGAAACACAUGGUCUGCGCCCCAAAGCUGUACAACGACUCGACGGGGAAGAUCUGGAGGAUUCUGAGUCUGAUCUCAGGAGGAGGUUUGUCUCUGACCGGCUCUCAGCUGAUGUGCGGUGACUUCCUGUACAGCGGUCACACCGUCAUGUGUACGCUGUCCUACCUCUUCAUCCAAGAGUACUCCCCCCGGUGGAUGUGGUGGUAUCGAUGGAUCUGUUGGUGCCUCAGCGCCUCGGGGGUUCUCUGCAUCCUGAUUGGUCACGAGCACUACAGCAUCGACGUGGUGGUCGGGUACUUCGCCACCACCAGGACCUUCUGGUGGUACCACACCAUGGCCAACACACAUGCUCUGCGUCAGGCUCCCAACAACUUCCUGUCGAGGACGUGGUGGAACCCAAUCUUUAACUUCCUGGAGAAGAACGUCAGAACCACAGUUCCCGUCGUGUUCUCGUGGCCGGUGGCGCUGCCCUCGUCCUGCAGACAGCGGUACCGGAUAGUGGAGGGAGGGAGGGACGAGUGAGGAUUAACCAUCAUGCAUCCUGUUUGAACAAAGCUUUAUUUAUUAUUAUUUCCUCUGCUUGACACUGAAAGGACGACGAGUUUACAUCAUCAGGAACGCCUGGGAUUUAUUUUUACAGGACGGACGACGGAGAAAAUCAGUCAAUCCAUGGUUCCUCUUCUUUGUUUUGAAUGUAAAUGUAUGUAAAUGUAAGCGUAUUAACAAAGAUGGCGGCCGCUUAAAGCAUCUGCUGCUCUGAUUCCUGCAGCUGGUGCUUCUGGGUUUAUCAUCAAGACAAAUGUCCUCAAAAUGGGUUAUUUUUUGUAAAAUGUUGUAAAAUAGUCCACAAAGAGUCCUUACGCUGUGUAGUGAAAGCUUGUUGUUUAGCUAACACAUGCUAGUGCACUAAUCGUAACAAUGCGAGGGCCUGCUAUGAUGAUAAUAAUGAUAUUUAUAUAUCUUUAUGCAAACAUUAAGGCACAUGUUACAGCGCCCCAAAAAGUGAUAGUCAGUCAGAUUAUUUCUAAAUUGUUAGUUUGUUAGCUAGCCAGAGAUUCAUGAUCAAAGAUAUAUAUAGCUAGAAACGUAGCAUUUUGAGAUUUAAUCCUUAUGGCAUUGGUUAAAAAUAUGCUUUUGCAUCCGUGAAAGGUAAAUGUACCACUUCCCAACAAAUAACAAUAAGGGUAAGUAUUUAAAUAUGUAGAAUAUAAUUUAGUUUGUUAGCUAGACAGAGAUUUACAACCUAAGAUUCAUUACUAGCGGAAAUCCUCAGUUUUGAACUUGUUUAGGUUUUGGAUUGCGGUUAGCAACAUGCUAACUACAAAAAAAAGUAGCCUCCAUGAAUGGUGAAUGUAUCUCCUCCCAACCACUAAUUAUGAAGCUGAAUGUUUACAUAUUGAGAAUAUUUCUUACUGUUUAGUUGUUAAACUAGCUAGAGUUUCAGGACCUAAAAUAGUUAGCCAUUUAGCAUUUUCAUGGCUACGUUCAGUUUGGUCAAAGUUGUUCAGACAUACAUGAACGGUAAAUGUAACAUCUACCGACAAAGAAAUAAAGAGAUUAUUUCUGAGUGUUGGCUAGCUAGCUUCAGGGUCAAAGCUGAACUGCUAGGGACUUAGCAUUUU
This is a messenger RNA of Trematomus bernacchii (emerald rockcod), 3086 nucleotides long. Its product is annotated as phosphatidylcholine:ceramide cholinephosphotransferase 2-like. The record is from RefSeq and is a predicted model, not a curated record. Gene Ontology annotation, cellular component: endoplasmic reticulum membrane; Golgi membrane. Gene Ontology annotation, biological process: sphingomyelin biosynthetic process; ceramide biosynthetic process. Bases 829 to 1986 code for a protein of 385 amino acids. Gene Ontology annotation, molecular function: ceramide cholinephosphotransferase activity; sphingomyelin synthase activity. The transcript is spliced from 8 exons. NCBI's taxonomy places the organism in Eukaryota, Metazoa, Chordata, Actinopteri, Perciformes, Nototheniidae.